AUGACUGACCUCAAAUAUUUCAAUGAAAGUCUUUCCCGUUCGCUCAUUGCAGCAGCAGCAGCAGCAGCAGCAGCAUCGGCAGAUCAGCCAGGGGCAGACACAGAGAAGAGGGCUGCAUCUGUGACCUUGGACCCGGAAUCACCAAUAUAUCAGUACCUUUUUACAGCUCACCUGACCCAACUGCUGAACCCUCUUUUCGACUCGCGUGAUCAUGUCUCGGUGCUGGAAAUUAGACCUGGCCCAAAGAGCAUCCUUCACUAUUUCUCCCCUCGUCUGAGACGCAAGGUCUCGAGAUACACUGCGAUUGAACCUGAUGAUCGGUCUGCUACAAGGUUAGAAGAAUGGCUUCACUCCCCAUCCGAGAUGGGCUCUCCUCUACCUUGCCUCGAAAUCCCGCCGAACAUCCGUCGAAUCCCCCUUAACACGGCAUUCCCUACAUUGAGCGGUACCAGGCCGGUUGCAUAUGAUAGCAAGGAGAAGUUUGACGUCAUCUUCUUCUCUCAUGAGACACACUCCGUGCUUCGAUUUGCGUCCAUGCAAUGGACAUUGAAAAUGCUCGCGAAGCGACCCGAGGGUGGAAUGGUGAUGAUGAUUCAUGACGUGUGCCACAAAACAGUUUCUCUUCCUCCCAGAACGUUUCGCGUGAUAGAUGACGAUAAAGUGCUGGAUCGUCUUGCGCAUUUCAGCACACCGUCCACCCUGGCGAACAGGUGGAAGAGAUUCUGCCGCGGCAUAAGCCGGUGCGAGAAAAAGGACUCCGAUUAUCUGUUGUUCGACUUACCCACAAUUAUUACGGUCUUCCAAGAGCACGCGAACUCGUUUGGUAAGCUGACAAGACACGUGCCCAUGUUGAACGAGCCAUUGAAGGAUCGAGUGGCCCGCCUCAAUCAUUCUCCCUUGAUCGUUAAACCACGGAACAUCCAACAUGUUCAGCAUUGCGUUCGAUGGGCCCUGAAGCACGGGGCUGGUCUGACAGUCAUUGGCGGGGGUCACAGUGGCCACUGUAUACGGCCCCACGUUGUCUCAGUCGACAUGAUCGAAUGCGACGAAGUACAUAUUGUCCCGGUUGAGGCUGGCACUGGAGAUCCAAAUUCUGAUUCUGGGUCUGUGGUAGUCGCUGGAGCGGGCUGCAAGACAAGCGAUAUCAUCAAGAAGACUAUGGAGGCGGGCUUGACGGUGCCCUUGGGGUCACGACCGAGUGUAGGAGCGGGACUGUGGCUGCAAGGUGGCAUCGGGCAUCUGGCUCGGCUAUACGGGCUUGCAUGCGAUGCCAUUGUCGGCGCUGUACUUGUCAGCGUUGAUUCAAGCCAGGCCUGCUGGUACUAUCCGCCAGAAAACGAAUCCGAUCUACUGUGGGCGAUAAAAGGUGCCGGAACCAACAUUGGCAUUAUAGUCAGCGUCACAUUCAAGGCUUUCGUAGCUCCGACCUAUUCGGUGCGAAACUGGGCCAUCCCGUUGACUGACCGUGUUGAGGCGCGACAAAAGCUUAUCGAGGUUGAUCAGUUUGCGAGCAAACUUCCUCGUAACUGUUCUGCAGAUGCGUAUCUGUACUUGGACAUGGACCAGCUGCAUCUUGGCGUGACCAUGUUUGAGGCAUGCACAACUGAUCCUACGCAUGAACUAUCAUACCCCACGCCGAAUUGCACAUUCUUGGGGUCUGAACAUGAUAUUAAACACGUCGAAAGUGUCGGGCUGUUUGACGUCGACAUGUACAUGACCAAACUUCAUGGCGGACACCGCAGCGGCAAGACUUACUCCUUCAAGCGGUGUUUAUUCUUGAAGCAGGUUGGGCAAGCAGAUGUCGCUGACAUCUUGCUGACGGCCAUGGAGACUCGUCCCACACCACUCUGCUAUGUUCAGCUGUUGCAAGGUGGAGGAGCUGUCAAUGAUGUGGCGGCUGAUGCCACUGCUUUUGGCUGUCGAGAUUGGGGCUUUGCAUGCAUGAUAACUGGUGUGUGGCCCCGCGAAGACGAAACCGAAGCUGCCGGGGCUGUUGAGAAAUGGGUAUACGACGUCACCAAAGACUUGUUGCCCUUGAGUAGCGGGUGUUACAGCACAGACCUAGGACCAAACCCUAGAGACUCCGCGUUGGCAGCUAAGGCUUUUGGUCUGAACCGGCUGCGUCUGGCCCAUAUCAAGCACAGCUCAGACCCGCACAACGUGUUGCCCUACGCCUGCCCACUUCCAAAAGCACCUCAACAUAAGCUUAUCAUACUUGUCACGGGCGAAAGCUGCGCCGGGAAAGACUAUUGUGCCAGGAUCUGGGCCUCUGUAUUCACCUACGGAAGCUUCAGAGUGCGCACGGUGAGCAUUAGCGACGCGACGAAGCGAGCAUACGCGGCAGCUACCGGUGCAGAUCUGAACCUGCUUCUGUCAGAUCGUGCUUACAAAGAACAGCACCGGCCCGCAUUGACAGAAUUCUUCCAGGGUCAAGCGCGGGUUCGACCUCAGCUGCCAGAGGAGCGUUUUCUGGAUGUGGUGUACGGGGCAGUAGACGUGGAUGUGCUGCUGAUCACCGGAAUGAGAGAUCAGGCGCCGGUCGCAGCCUUUUCGCAUUUGCUGCCAGGUACUAGACUAAUCGAUGUGCGCGUUGAAGCUAGCGAAGAGAUACGGCUAUCUCGUCGAGGGUGCCAGGGCAGCCAGCCAGAACGCCAGGACCAGACAGCCGCCUUAGAAUAUUGCGCCAAUCUCAUUUUCGAGAAUGACACCCCCGGAGACGCAGCAGUGAGAGGGUUCGGCGAGCAACACCUACUUCCUCUCGUCGACGUGGACCUGCAGCGACUGGCAAACAUGGUCCGCACGGUACACGACUUUCCACGCCCGGCCAUUAAAUUCCGCCAUGUGCUGGGCAUUUCGCAGCAGCCGAGCGGAAUUGCAUUGUGUACAUCCCUUCUGCAAUCUCACUUCACCGGUGACUGGGCAAAAAUUGAUGCGAUAGCAUGUUGCGAAGCCGGUAGCUUUGUGUACGCGUCGCCGCUGGCCAUGCAAGUUGCUGCACCUUUAGCACUGAUCCGCGAGGGUGGAAAGCUCCCCUUACCGACGUUUUCUGUUCCCAAAAUUGCAUCGCACAUCUCGUCUCUGGCGCCUAGUGACUCGGGUGAGAAGUGGCUUGAAAUCGAAGAAGGUCUGAUUCCCGAAGGUGCGUCGGUGGUGGUGGUGGACGACGUGCUGGCCACGGGGAGGACACUUUGCGCAGUGCUGAACCUUUUGGUUGAAGCUGGCAUACGUGCUGAGGAUGUGAGGGUCAUGGUUGUGGCGGAGUUCCCUGUUCACCGGGGCCGGGAGUUGUUGCGCCAGCGUGGUUAUGGCAAUAUCAACAUUCAAAGCCUUUUAGUUUUUGAUGGUGCCUAGAAGGGAGGAGCUUGACAUGUUUGACGUUGAUGAUACAUGGGUUAGUUAAUCGUGUUGUCUUUUAUGGCUAGCAUGUGUUUGGUAAGCAGGUGGUGGGGGUUUGGAGAUGCAGUAGUGAUGAUUGAUAUUCGG
This is a messenger RNA of Aspergillus uvarum CBS 121591, 3483 nucleotides long. Its product is annotated as phosphoribosyl transferase domain protein. The record is from RefSeq and is a predicted model, not a curated record. Gene Ontology annotation, molecular function: FAD binding; phosphomevalonate kinase activity. Bases 1 to 3351 code for a protein of 1116 amino acids. Gene Ontology annotation, cellular component: cytoplasm. NCBI's taxonomy places the organism in Eukaryota, Fungi, Ascomycota, Eurotiomycetes, Eurotiales, Aspergillaceae. Gene Ontology annotation, biological process: cholesterol biosynthetic process. The transcript has 3 exons.